GUCAUCUCCUGUGGCAGCAUACAGCAGCGGGUGCAUCUUCGGCUCCGGUGUGCGUGGUCUCCUGAGCAGUGGGCGUGUCUUUGGCGGCUGUAGCAGGCUUCACGUUGUAGAGGUGGAAGGAUUCUCAGAGAUGGACGUUCGCGGCUGCGGGCAUGGUCUACACGAAGAAGAGAUCGACAUGGUGGCAAUGGCGGUGACUGCCGUCGUCGUCAACACGAUGAGUGGUAUGUCGUUGUCCUCACGCGACAUGCUGACGCAGAUCCAUAAACGAAGAGCGUUGUUGCAGAGCAUCGCCGAAGCGCCGGAUUGCAUGGCCACGUGUGAGGCAGUCGUCCAGUUGUGUGCCGCACUGUCGUCUAGCGUUUUCCCGCGGCAGACCCCGCGUUGGUGGAUUAGACGACGGACUGGCGGAACAUGGGAGGACCUUCGCCUGUGCGAUGACGCGACGGACGAGUACUACCGCCAGAAGUUGCGCAUGUCGAUGGCCAUGUCCAGGCAGAUCAUUGCCACGUGCGCUGCAUACGUGGAGAAGAAGGUCACGCACUAUAGGAUGCCAUCGCCAGUGGAGCAGGUGAUCACUUUCACGUUGUACAGGUGGGCGUCAGGAGAGACUUACGAGAGCGGCACGUCAGCCUUCGGCAUCGGCAGGGCAACUGGACUGCAGGCCGUCCGCGACGUCACUUCGGCGCCGCUGCAGGCGUACCCCGACGCGAUAAAGUGGCCAGUGGGCCGUAGACGUCCGCAGAUUCUGCGCGCUUUCCGUGACAAGGGUUUCCCGAACUGCUUCGGUGCAAUCGACUGUACACACAUCUACAUUGACAACCGCGUCGGCGCACCUUCAGACAACUACUACGACCGCAAACAGAAGUUCUCCGUGCAGGCGCAGGUGGUGGUGGAUUUGGAUCUGUGGAUCCUCCACGUCCACAUCGGAUACCCGGGAAGUGUGCACGACGUCCGUGUCCUGUACAAUUCCCAGCUAUGGAGGCGUGCAGAAGCUGGCGAGCUGUUCGACGCACCUCCGGAGAAUCCGCCGCACGGUGUCGUCACGCGAAGUUACCUGCUAGGCGACAACGGUUAUCCAGUUGCCUGUCCAUGGAUAGUGCAGCCGUACAGAGGAAUCGACCAAGGUCCUGACGAGGAGCGCUUCAACACGCGGCAGAAGGUGGCGCGGGGGUGUGUCGAGAGGGCAUUCGAGCGACUGAAGUGCGUGUGGCGUCUCUUCUUGCGCACCCACAAGACGAACCUGGAGACCUUGCCACAACAAUUCGUGGCGGUGUGCACUCUCCACAACAUCCUCCUCGACGCGGGGAUCGACUUCGAUGAGAACCUUUUGUGGGAGGUGGAUGAGAAUGGCGUUCGGCGCAGAGUGGGGAACGGCGCGGGCGGGCGGGCGGCGGCAGCGGUGGAGCAAGAACGUGGACGGGGACUUGUUGCGGGAUGCACGUCGAGACCUCGUCGCUUUGAUGUAGGACCGUGCAAACGGGAGGGGGCGGGGGGGGGGUCAGGGUUGGGGGGGAGGUGGAAGGACAUGGGUUGGUGCGAUCGGUAGGCGGGGGGAAUUUUGUCGUGGCCCGUGUUCACGGUC
Messenger RNA from Chara braunii, 1585 nucleotides. The record is from the annotation of a GenBank genome assembly. Lineage: Eukaryota; Viridiplantae; Streptophyta; Charophyceae; Charales; Characeae.